Molecule: messenger RNA, 897 nt
Organism: Rotaria socialis
Lineage: Eukaryota; Metazoa; Rotifera; Eurotatoria; Philodinida; Philodinidae
Source: the annotation of a GenBank genome assembly
AUGAGAUCAACAAGUCAAGAAUUUCGAUGGCGCAUCGGAAAGUCGAAUCAAAAGCCAAGUAAUGUUACUAAUGGACAGAUUGAACAACAGACUUCGGUCAGCCACCAUGAUUUAAUUGAAUCAAAUAGACAAAAGGAAGAGCGAAGAACUCCAAUACGAUUAAAACCGCAACCUAUUUAUAAAGCACUCGCACUGCAUAGCUUUUAUGCGCAGACUACUAGAGAAUUAUCAUUUAAAAAAGGCGAUAUAAUUGUUGUUCUAAGGCGUAUUAAUGAUGAUUGGCUUGAAGGUGAAUUUCAAGACUCACUCGGUAUAUUUCCUCUUAAUCAUGUUGAAUUGUUUCCAAUUCAAAAUAAUGAACACGAAGAUUUCUUAAAUGAUUAUGACAAAGAACAAGAAACACUAGGUGAAGCGAUUGUUAAAUAUGAUUUUAUACCGCAAAAAACAUUUGAAUUACAAUUACGAAAGGGUGAUAAAGUAAUUCUAUUAAGAAAGAUUGAUAGUUAUUGGUAUGAAGGACGUGUCAAUCACAUUGAAGGCAUUUUCCCCGCAGCUUAUGUUGAAACAUUAAGAGAACCAACAGAUAUUUUAUCACAAAAAUCUCAUGAAAAUGAACGUGCUCAAACGCCAGAACGCAUUUCUCCUGAUUUUGAACAAGCACCUAAAGAAAAAAUGAAUAUUAUUCCAAAUUUAUCAUUACCAAUACGAAAAUGUCAAGUACUCUAUGAUUAUACACCACAAAAUCCAGAUGAACUUGAAAUUCAUGUUGGAGAUACAAUCAAUGUACUUGAAAUGUGUGAUGAUGGUUGGUACUGUGGAAUGAUGGAGAAAUCCAAGCAUCCGAAUGCAAUGAAAUUUGGAACAUUUCCAGGAAAUUAUGUUAAACUAUUACCUUGA